GUAAGCGGCUUACAAUGGGUGUCGACACUUUAUGGCAUCUCUUUCUCGCCAGGGUGAGCGUGAAUAGAGUCGUCUCGAUGGCCCUUCAUAGUUAUAAGGUAUACCGUAGCAGCGGAGGUCCACGUGAGAUUCUAUUUUGUAAUCAGUGAAGUGGCGCCUUUAUACCGGACUGGAGGCACGAUGUUCGCGCGUUUGACAGUUUGACGUUUUGUUCGGCGGGAAAAUCGUUUUACGAGUUUUCACGGGCACAAGAACUAUUUAUCGUAAAGCCUUAAUAAUUUGCUUAAUUCGUUAUUAGUUUAGUAAAGUGAUGUUCAUGCCGACCAGUUGAAGAAGACUUUAGUUAUUGCUGUUGCAAUAACUCGGAUUUUUUGUCUAGGUAGAAGUUAAGGGCGCCACAAUAGAAGAGUACGGAGUAUACACGAUGCUGCCAGCGCAGCAGCUCGCGCCGAUCAGUCCAUGGCCCCCCGACGGGAACCUCUUAGACCGAAUGGACGAUAUCGCCCAUAAAGGAGGACGACCUCUGCCGGACUCGACGCGGCAGAAGAUCGUGGAACUGGCGCACUCCGGAGCUAGACCCUGCGACAUCAGCCGCAUCCUGCAGGUCUCCAACGGCUGCGUCUCCAAAAUACUAGGCAGGUAUUACGAGACUGGUUCGAUAAGACCUCGCGCGAUAGGUGGCUCGAAGCCCCGCGUAGCCACAGCGGAGGUAGUUAGCAAGAUCGCUCAGUACAAGAGGGAGUGCCCUUCGAUUUUCGCCUGGGAGAUCCGGGACCGUCUGCUCAGUGAAGGGGUCUGCACAUCUGAUAACAUACCUAGUGUGUCUUCGAUAAACCGUGUUCUCCGUAACCUGGCUGCCCAGAAGGAGAAGACCAGCAGUCAACCUACAUCAGACUGUUCUGCUCCCGUCUACGAGCGUCUCCGUCUCCUCGGGACUCCUAGCACUCCGGCGUGGCCUCGAGCACCGUGGCCAACACAAAUAGACACUAGAACUCCGCCUUAUCAACUACACAGCUUGAGCCCCGGUCCUCAGACGAUAGGCUGCAACGGAGGCGAUAUGACAGCCAUCAAGAAAAACGAGGAGCCUCUUGAAGGUCUCGAAGGUAUACAUUCUGACGAGACCGGUUCCGGAGACAACUCGAAUGCUGGUUCGAGCGGUGCUGAUGACGACGCAGCACGACUCAGACUAAAACGGAAACUGCAGAGAAACCGCACUAGCUUCACCAACGAGCAAAUCGACAGUUUGGAGAGAGAAUUCGAAAGGACGCAUUACCCGGACGUGUUCGCAAGAGAAAGACUCGCAGCAAAAAUCGGGCUACCUGAGGCCAGAAUACAGGUGUGGUUCUCGAAUCGUCGCGCGAAGUGGAGGCGCGAGGAGAAGAUCCGGUCGCAGCGCCGCAGCCCCGAGUGCGGGUACCAGCCGCCCCCCGCGCACCCCUCGCCGCCCGCGCACGUGCAACCCGCGCACCCCGCGCACCCUGCACACCCGCACCAGCCGUACCAGCCCGCGCUCAACGUGGACGCCUACAGCCCGCUGACUCCCAUGGGCUACGGAGGAGGUAUGGUCUCAGAGUCGGCGGUGUGCGAAGGCGCCGACUCCGAUCUCUGCAAGGGAGGAUUCCUGGGGUACCCGCGCUACGAGCUCGGGUACCGGCAGCCGGCACACCCGUACGUCAACCACGGAUACCAGCACGAGCCUGCUUCUCCUCCACCAGAGCUGGGCGGUCUACUUGGUGCUGGAGUAUCAGUUCCGCUCACCGUACCCGGGCAGGACACGCAGCAGUACUGGUCGCGGCUACAGUGACCCUGGUGGAACUAGCCUCAUUUUCUGCAGAAUCUCAAUAAAAAAAAUUAACAUUCCAUCAAACUCGACGUAAAAAUCAUUUUUACUGCGUAUACCUAAUGUGACCAUACGUCCCGAUUUGGCCAGGACAGUCCCGCUUUCGGGCAUUCUGUCCCGCUGUCCCCAGUGAGGCCGACAUAGUUCCGCUUUUGCAAACAGAACAAAACGUUAAAUUUAUUUUUCAAUUCAACAUAGAGCUAUAAGUGUUUAAAUGGGCUAAUUUAACAAAAGAGGCUAUUACACAGAGCAGAGUUAACAAAGCAGACUAUUACAUAGAGUAGUAACAAUUUUGUGUUCAGUGCUUUGAUUCUUUUAUGUUAUUCUAUCUUCUACAAGAAAAUACUUGUAAAAUACUAAAUAAUUUUUAUCAUUAUAUAAUUCCGCAGAUGUCCCGCUUUGACAAAAAAAAUUCAUGGUCACGUUACGUAUACCAGAAAAACUAUAAAUUAGGUACAAACUUUCUCUCAAAACUUUUCAUCGGUGGAGGCUUCAUGAACUCAAGUCUAUUCUGUGAUCUCUCACACAAAGACUCCUUUAAGCAUAAUAAGUUUUAAUGUAUCUCUUAUAAUUGAAAUUUAAUUUUGUAUGUAUAUAUGUUAUAAAAAAAUACACCCUCUUCGUAUUAAAAUACAGUAUAUUUUUCAACAUCACUUAGUGAGACAACUAAAUAAAACAGAUUAUAGUAUAUUUCCCUUCAGUUUUCGCGAGCUUUAUACAUGAUUAAAACUAAUUUUACGGUUAAAACUCGCUUUUUUAUUGUCAUUGUAUUGAUUCUGACAUUACGAAUACUUUAAAGUUUUCGUGGUCACUAACUAAACUAAUAAAGACCAAUUAACCGUAAAAAUAGGUUUAAUUAAAAAAGUUAUUACCGUACCUUCAGAUUGUAUGUUGAUGAGAAAACUAAAACAACCUAAUCCCAACACCAGGAACUUACAGCACACCAUUACAAUACAUUCAGAUUGUAUGUUGAUGAGGAAGCUAAAACUACCUAAUCCAUCAGGAAUUUACUGCACAAUAUUAGUCUCAAAGCCAAACAUACCAAUGUGUAGAACACAAUAUAAAGUUCUUAAAAGCUCAAAUAACACUUUUUAGAUUAAUCACCCAAUUCUUUUUUUUUAAUGAAUAGAACUUAAAUGUAGUAAGAAGAUUAAAGGAAUCAACAUAUCUAUUAGUUGACAAACAAAAGAGCACAAAAUUAGGCUCAAAACAUAUUAUUAAAUAGGAUAUUUUAAUUGCAUACAUUUUUUUUCUUUCAAUACGAUACACAUAUAAUGUUGUGUCAGUGUACAUUCGAAUGAAAAUAUUUGUAAUAUUUAUAGUUACGAUUUAACAUUAUUUUGCUAUGUUAUAAUAUUAGUUGAAUUUAGAACUAAGGCACUGGUACCUUUGUUGUUUCAAGUUAAUCAGUACAAGUUAUUGAGAUUAGUUUAUGAUGUAUGCUGAUUGGAUGCUCUCAAUCAUAUUUUUUUCUUCUUAGCGGACACUUUUCAGAUUGGUGGUGGUUAAGCGGACGAUGUACACGCAGAAGCAUUUGUUAGGUCGAUCAUAUUCCCCAGGAUUCCUUCCUAGCGAUGCUCUUCCAGAUCUGGCGAUUGGAAGACUUUCGAGAUUGGACCAUGGACACUGUUGCCUUCUUUGUUAGGGCAGUCCAGCGGGUUAGUAAUCGGCCGCGUGAUCUCUUUCCUUGAAUUCGGCCCUAAACUACCAGUCUCUCCAUCGAGUCCUCUUUUCUGGAGAUGAGACCAAAUUUUGGUCCCAAUCAUAAUUUACGUUAAUCAUAUUUUAUCAAUACAAUCUCGAUUAUUCACGGGUCAAUCAAAUGUAUUCCAAUUUUUGUUUUUACUCAAACAAAAUGUGUAAUCUUGUAACGCCUAAAAUUGUAAUUUCGCGAAAUUGUGCAAAUGCUUUUUGAAAAUUUAAAGUAUUGUAUGAAAAGACAGGGCUUACUAGUACUAAGAUGUAUAUAAAACUUUACGUAUUCAUAUGUUGACGUGUAUGUUUGUCGUUCUAAUGUAACUAACUGGUAAUUGUAUAGUUUUUACGUUAUAAAAACAUCUUAGGGUUUUUACUUCAAAUUAAAUAGAUUUAAAAACAAAAGGCUUAAUUAAGAUUUAACAUAAUUCAUUGGUGACAUACGUUAAUUAAGAUUAUUUCUUAAGUCAAUGAGAUAUUCAUUUCGAAUUUAAUAUUAGUUAUAAUGUGUAAUCAUGUAAAUGUUAAAACAAAAUGUGAAUAAUUUGUGAGUUUUAAAAUAAUAAAAAUACAUUUUUGAUUGGAA
Messenger RNA from Bombyx mori (domestic silkworm), 4121 nucleotides. RefSeq names its product paired box protein Pax-6. Gene Ontology annotation, molecular function: RNA polymerase II cis-regulatory region sequence-specific DNA binding; DNA-binding transcription factor activity, RNA polymerase II-specific. The coding region runs from base 425 to 1804 and encodes 459 amino acids. The transcript has 10 exons. NCBI's taxonomy places the organism in Eukaryota, Metazoa, Arthropoda, Insecta, Lepidoptera, Bombycidae. Gene Ontology annotation, biological process: anatomical structure development; regulation of transcription by RNA polymerase II. The record is from RefSeq and is a predicted model, not a curated record.